UUCCAGCCAAAUACCCUCGAAGCCCAGCGCCAUGUAUUCAAAGCGAAAAAGGUUAAAAAAUCCCGGCCCUGCCAUGUCUGCCACCAGCCGAUUGUCAAGCUCGGCUCCUGUUGCAGAGUUUGCAAAUACCUGGUGCAUAAGGCCUGCGAACCUAAGGAGGCGGCGAGUGAGACCCCACGGUCCUUUACCGACCCCGCCCGCCAGAUCUUUUACGAGCUCCGCGCAACAGCCGCAAGACCCGGACCCAGGGGUCCCUCUUCUCUCCAGGGCUCUCCUCUCUCUCCCCGACGUCGCUCUCCCGGGGGCACCGCCCCUCCUUCCCUCCAGCCCAGUCCCACCCUCACCCGCCACGCCGGAGGGCCACCUCCUCGGCAAGACCCCGGCGAGGCGACUGGAGCGGCCAGUCCCGCGAGGACGAGCAGCCCCGGCCAGCUGAGGCGCGGAGGGGGUGUUGGCCCCACACCUUCGCAGGGGGGAUCCCCGCGGGUCUCCCAGCGGGAGUCAUCGCCGGCUCCCGGGGUAGGGUCACUAGGCACGGGCGAGGGGAGCAAAGCAAGUGCCCCUAGGGAGAGCGAAGGGGUUGGCCUCACACGGAUACUUCAUGCCCCGAAUAACAAUGAUGCCACAGCCACCCAGAAGCACCCUACGAUAAGCAGCAGAAACACCCAGUCCGCCGCCCGCCUGAACCGCGUGAUGGCCGGGGCGGGCGGGGCCACCGGGGGCGGCCUGGCGGGGGAGGCGCCAGGGCCCGGGGGGGAGCGCCCCGGCCCCCCUGGAGGAGGACCCAAGAUGGACGUGGUUUACGUGACGGAGAGAAUCAUCUCCUUGGCCUUCCCGCCGGCGCUGGACGAUGCCACCUACACCUUACACCUGCGGGAGGUGGCUCAUAUGUUGUCCUCGAAGCACGGGGAUAACUUCAAGGUAUUCAAUUUAUCACAACAUGGUGAAAUAAGUCACUUCCUACCUCGUGUGAUGGAGCUAGGAUGGGCAGACCAGCUGGCACCAGCUUUGGAGAGGCUGUGCUCCAUCUGCAAGGCGCUUGACUCCUGGAUCACGCAACACCCUCAACAUGUGGCUGUUCUGCAUGCCAGAGGGGGCUAUGAAAAGCUGGGUGUGGUGGUUGCAGCCUACAUGCACUACAGCAACAUCUGCGCCUCAACAGACCAAGCCCUCGACAGAUAUGCCAUGAAACGUUUCUUUGAUGAUAAGAUUGGCCAACUCUACCAUCCUUCGCAAAAAAGAUAUGUACAGUAUUUUGCUGGCUUAUUGUCUGGGGUCAUACGCAUCAACUCUAGUCCACUGUAUCUCCACACUCUCACCUUGUAUGGCAUACCUCACUUUGAACCCAGGGGAGGCUGUCAUCUAUUCAUCAAGAUCUACCAAGGAAUGACACCAAUAUACACAUCAGGGAUAUAUAAUCUUACUGAGCAAAUGAGGCAAGUCACAAUAGCUUUUGAAACGGGAGUGCAACUGCGAGGAGACAUCCUGUUAAAAGCAUAUCACAGAAGACUUGUACCAGCAUCCAGAGAAGUGAUUUUCCGGAUGCAGUUCCAUACGUGUGCUGUGUCUGAAAAAGUUCUCUCCUUUACAAGACACGACCUAGAUGAUGCAUGUAAUGACAUGCGAUUCCCUCUUGACGGUGGUGUUGAGCUCUACUUCACACACUCUCAAGAUGAGCGGCCAAGAACAGUCUCCAAUGUCUCAUGUGACAAAUCACCCUGUGCGAUUGCAUCUUGGAAUUCCUAUGAGAACGUCAGUUUCACAUACGAGCAAAUUGAAGAACAAGGUGUGACAGGUGUGGGCGGAGUGAGCCACACGCUAGGGCCGCUGGACGGAUCCCUGUACGCGACAGUCACCAAGAAGCGCCCGCAGCCGCCUGCGUCGCCGCACUCGCCGGUGUCGCCGCACGCGCCCUCCGUCACCCACACGCCCUCUCCGCACGGCCUUGUCAACGGUCGCUACGCCGCGUCCAUAGACUCGGGCAUCGCGUCCAGCAACUCGGCGGCGGCGGCUCCCGUGUCCCCGCCCACCUCGGACACUUCGCGGACGUCUGGAGAGUCCCGCGGCACGGCGGCGGCAGCGGUGACGGCGGGGAGGGUGGGUGCCGGGGUGGCGCCGCCCCCGGUCGAUGCCCGCCAACUGGAUGAGCUGCUCCAGGGCAUGCUCCUGGACAUCCAGAGCAUCCCCGACCUCCGGCCCUCGCAGACGCCUGCCCCGGACAUAGACUCCAUCCGGUGCCCCGACUUCAGCAUGGCGCCCAAGACGGAGUCGCGGCCGAGCAUGACGGCGCGCUCGUCGGGGGACACCGGCAGCGCCCCGCCGCCGCCACUCAGCCCCGUCAACGGCUUCAGCGGCUCGACCACGCACGACUCGCUGCUGGACUCGUCGCUCAGCACGACGGCGGACGAGAUGCCCUACCACGCCCGCACCGACAGUAAACCCUUCAGCUACGGCGCCGUCACGUCGUCGCCGCUGCUGGGCAGACGUCGCACUGCGUCAGAAGGGGGCGAAGGGGGCGCGCAGCCUCCACCCUCGCCCUCGAUCCACCGACGCAAUUCGCGGGAGACGCUGGGGCAGGCGCGGGCGGGGCUGGAGUCACCCAGGCUGGUGAGGCGCAUGUCUGGCAGCGUCGGUGGCACGCCUGGAGACGUAGGAGGCGGGUCGCGGCGCUCCCCCUCCCCGUCGCCUUCUCCCGAGCCAGGGAGCCGAGGUGGCACCCUGGGGCGCCAGCGCUCGCAUACCCUCACCACGCGCAUCAUGUCGGGCUCAGAAACCACGCCGAACUCCACCCUCAACAGGUCGGAGCACACGAGGUCGGCCUCGCGUCUGGACGACACCCUCGACCUGUCCUCCGAAUUCCACACUCGCUCCCUGAGCAGCACCGGCAGCAACAAUUUGUCAUGGCUGCAGAUGCAACAGCUGAAAUUGGCAGAGAGACGCGAGGCCAAGCUGCGAGCCGAGAGAGCACCUCACGAAGCCCGCAUGCUUUCCGAACUCCGUACUCGUAUGGGCCAGCAGCAGCGGACAAGCACGACAACUUCAAGAGACUUUGAAGAUGGCUAUGUGAGUGAUACAACACUUCUUUCGGAGACUUCAAGGGAAUCUUCCCCAGUGAAGACAUUGGCUCCUCUGACCAUUAACACAGGAGGGCCACCAACAACCCCCCAGAAGCCCCCCAUUGGCCAUUCAACCCCCGCUAGGGGCAAUUCAGCUCCUUCAUCUCCGAUUCUGCCAACCAGGUCAGCCUCACGGGAACGCACAGUCAGAUAUAAUCAGCAGCAGAGUAGCCAGCGAAGCCUUCCGAGAAAGCACUCCGACUCUUCACAUGAUAGAGAACGACCUUUUGUUGCUGUCAAAAGAGCACACGAAAACGCCAAACCAGGCGAACCUGGGGAUGCAUCAUCAGCUCUAAAUCAACUUCAAACUUCACCUCACGGCCAUAUCCAGUAUUCAUCAUAUUCAUCCACUACCCCAGUUGAUGGUGGUCUUUUGACCACUGUUGCUUCAUCAUCAAAUCAGGAGGGACUCGACUCUCUAGAUGCCCUGAGUGCUACACUAGCCAGUUUGGGCUCUCCCACUCACCCUCCCACCUCUACCUCACCGCCCAACCCUAUAAGCAGCACCACCACUGUCAUCACCACCUCUGCUGUCACCACUACUGCUGAGUCACGAGAAGUUCUAACGGCUCAAACAUCUCAGAGCCGAGAUGACAGUGCCUGGCAGAGCGACACAGAGAGCAGUUACGGUGGAAAUCGUCCCAUCACGCCAGGAUUCCCCCCUGCCACCCCUACAACUCCAUAUUUGAACCAGGGUUUGCCUCCCAAAAGCCCAACCAUGCAACGCAAAGAAAUGGGAGUGAGAAGCCCAUCACCUGCCACAUCUCAAACGCUGCGGCAGGAGUUAAAUGGGCAUUCCAGUCCAGCUCCCUCCCUCUACCACAGUCAGUCUCGUCGCUCAUCACUCACCUCAUUGAACGAGUCAUCAGAGGUCAUUUCAUCGCAUCCCAAGUUUGUUAAAGACAUCUCAAAAUUCUGGUAUAAACCUACUAUAACAAGAGAUGAAGCAAUCAGUAUGCUCAAGGACAAAGCUCCAGGAACGUUUGUUGUUCGAGAUUCCAACUCAUUCCCAGGAGCUUUUGGUUUGGCCUUAAAAGUUUCUACUCCACCUCCAAAUGUCACAAGUAAAUCUAGUGACCCAGCUAGUGAACUAGUAAGACACUUCCUUAUUGAGCCAACUUCUAGAGGAGUCCGACUCAAAGGCUGCGCCAAUGAACCAGUUUUUGGUUCUCUCUCUGCAUUGGUGUAUCAACAUUCGAUUACGGCUUUGGCUCUGCCGUGUCGCUUGGUGCUACCUGAGCGUGACCCAGCAGGUGCUCCUGAUUCUGUGGAUAGCAGUGUCAGCACAAGUGGAAGCUCCAGCUCCACUUCACAACUCUUGCAACAAGGAGCAGCAUGCAAUGUUAUGUAUCUCCAUACUGCAGACACAGAAAGCCUGACUGGCCCACAAGCAGUAAAGCGUGCAGUCAGUCUGAUGCUUGCAGCCAAGAUAACUCCAACUGUUGUGCACUUCAAGGUUUCUGCACAAGGCAUCACACUGACAGACAAUGAGAGAAAACUGUUCUUCCGCCGUCACUACCCAGUGAACACCAUUUCCCACUGUGGUUUAGACCCUGAUGAUCGACGAUGGGCGCAGAAGAAUGAAGAAGGAGUUCCAGUUGGCUCACACCGAGUGUUUGGCUUUGUAGCCAAGAAGGGAGCCAGCAGAACAGAAAAUCAGUGCCACAUCUUGGCAGAACUUGAACCUGAACAGCCUGCAACAGCAAUCUGCAACUUUGUAACAAAAGUAAUGAUGACAAGUGUAAGCAGACCGAAUCUUGUGUAAAUCAAUUGAACAAGUGAACAUUUGCAGCAGUUCAUCUAGUGUGAAUAUUCCGAACAAUCUCACAUAGCUCUUAAUGACUUUACUGAUAACAGAGGCUUAAUAGGGGUAAAUUAGGUAACAAAAUAGGUUGUUUUAUAUACAAAGUGAAGUUAGGGAACUUUUAUAGUAAUGCAGAUAUAAAAGUGUAGGGCUCAUUGAUAGGCAAUUCUACAUAAAGACUGAUGUAUAGUUUUUAAGAACAUGCUCCAUGAUGACCUCUAAAAUAUGAUGAUAGUAGAAAUCAUGUAUUUGACAAAGUAGAACAUUCUUUAUGGGAGAAAUCAGGGAUUGUUAUCAUAAUUUAUACUAGUGGGUAAUGAUGGACUUUCUGGAGGAUUUCUAGACUAAAAAGAAAUGUGUCAUGACAGGAUGUCUAGCAGUUGUGAUAUACAUUUAUGCAAGUUUUCAUUGGAAAUAAAUAAAUAAAUAAACAUUUUGCAUUGCGUAGCCUCGUUAAGUGGGAAACCAGUUAUGAAAUGAGUCAAGGUUUUUCCAUAAAACCUCAUUUUACUUAUUAGAAGCAUGAAAGACAUUAAACUGGGAUCAUUAAAAAAAAUGAUCAGAGCAUGUGAAGCAUUUUAGGGAAAAUGUUUUCUCAGCAAUGUUGUUUUAUUCAGCACCAUGUAUCAUGUACUCAUUUUACACAAUCCAUGUGUUCUGCAAUCAAAUCAGAAAAAUGUUGUCCCAUUGUUUUUUAUUUAAUUUUUAUUUUUUGCUUUCCAUGUGUGUUGCAUAGGUUACCUAACCUAGAAUAUAAAUAUACUUUAAUAAUUACUCUAGGCAGAUUUUAAUAUAUGAGCUGAUUCCCUAUUUCAUUAAUGUUUGAAAUAUAUUUCUUAUCUAGGAUAUGCAUUAAUGACUGUUAAGUCUUGCUUAUAUUAUGCACUUCUGAAUCAAUAUGCAAAUGAUUGAAGCUCCAAAAACACUUGAAUAUUAGUUUAAUUAACACAUUUACAAAUACAUGUAUUAUUUGUAUUUAAUGUAAAUCUGCAUUUAUAGUGUGCGUAAAUCUAAGAUUACUUACCCCAGUGAAAUUUGACUGUAAAUUUUGUAUUUAGUGACUCUUAAUAUAGUUUAUCCUUUGUAUUGGCAGUCUCAAGUAACUGAAAACACAUGACUGUGUCAGUCAAUGUUCUAAUGUUAUGUACAUAAUGUCCAUAUGUUUGAAUGAUAGUUAUAAAAAAAAACUUUUAUCAAUUUUAAAUAUUGUAAAUCAUACUUCCAUAUUGUAACUUCCACUUGAUGGGUAAUAAAUAUCCAAGCUGCACAAUACACAGUAAAGUCAAGAUUUGUAAAGCUAGACCAGGUUCACUAUCAAGGAGUGUAUGAAUACCAGAUUGUUGUGGUACAUUUACACUUCUAUUUAUUAAGUAAUUACUAGUCCUAAUUAGACAUUUGUAUUUGCCAGAUGAGGUAGAGCAGGUAAGAGGCCUGGCUGCACUAAUAAGGAAGCAGGUAGUUCCUUUAACACUUAUAAGGUGCUUCUUAACUCAUGUAAAUGACCUCUUCAAGCUUCUUCCAAAAAUAAAGAACUGUUUCAAAUUG
Molecule: messenger RNA, 6465 nt
Organism: Penaeus monodon (black tiger shrimp)
Lineage: Eukaryota; Metazoa; Arthropoda; Malacostraca; Decapoda; Penaeidae
Product: tensin-1-like
Exons: 21
Coding region: 694-4881 (1395 amino acids)
Molecular function (GO): protein binding
Source: RefSeq, a predicted model, not a curated record